AUGGCGGGCCGUAUGAGCUGGCCCCUCCAGAGGGUCGACACCAACACGUUCGCUCAGAUGGAUACGUACCCGGAGGACAAGAAGGAACCCGAUGUCGAGGUCAUGUCGAUUCGGAGUGAUGGCGACUCAACGCAGGUCGUGGGUAGCGCAGACAUGUUCGAUGAGAAUGGAAACCUGAGGUUGAUUCCGAUGCCCACAUCAGAUCCGAAGGAUCCCUUGAAUUUGCCCAAUUGGAGGAAAUGGACUGCCGUUGGUACCCUUUGCUUCUUCGGCUCCUUGGCCCUCUCCGCCGAGGUCAUCAUCGGUUCACUGAUCCCCAUAUUCCUCCUCGAAUACGCCGGCCUCGACCCGACAACGAUCAGGAACAUCGACUUCGUUGCCGCGUCCGGAGGCAAGGGCACGCAGCUCAACCCCUUGGCCGUCAUCCCGCAGGGCGUGAAGCCGCCCAGCCUGGAGGAGGUGUCUAUGCUGGCCACCAUCCCGCUGCUCACCAACGGCAUCGCGAGCUACCUGCUGGUCCCCCUCUCGAUCGCCAUCGGCCGCCGUCCUGUCCUUCUUUUGACGGCUGUGCUCGCCUGGGCUGGUGGGCUGUGGGCAGGACUGUCAACUUCCCUGGAGUCCCACCUCGCUGCACGAGCGGUCAUGGGACUGGGUGCUGGUGCGGUCGAGGCGUUGAUCCCGCUCAUUGUGCAGGAUAUGGUCUUUAUCCACCAGCGCGCCAAGGCACAGUCUGCUAUCGUGGCUAGCCAGGGCUUCAUUAUCAUCGGUCUGGGCAUUGCCGCCCCGUAUAUCUCCGCUAACUACAAUUGGCGAUAUCUGUACUACGCCACUUCAGGCGCCGGUAUUGUCGCGUGGUUACUCCUGAUCGCACUGCUCCCUGAGACUCGAUGGACCCGUUCUAAGGAGGCGCUCGGCGGCAAGUCCGAGGAGAAGCUUGAACCCGGAGCAGUUCGUCCCCAGAUCGACUAUGCCAGGUUCGGCCCACGUACGCUCUGGACGAACAUCGGCAUAUUCAACUACGGCUUCGAGUGGAAGAACGCCGGAAAGUCGAUGCUGGACACCCUGCGGACGACCUUCUUCCCGGCCGUGGUCUGGGGCGUCCUGGCCAACAGCGUGUUCCUGGUCACGAACCAGGCGGCCCAGCAGCUCGGCUCGUUCGCCCUGCUCGCCCAGGGCUGGGAGUUCCAGUGGACGGGUCUGUCGGUCGUCCCCUUCGUGCUCGCCACGGGCAUGGUCUUCGUCAUCGUCGGCCCCGUGGCGGACAAGGUGUCGACGCGGAUCGCGAAACGUCGCAACGGCGUCCGCGAGGCCGAGUACGGCCUGGCCAACACCAUCCUUCCCUUCAUCGCCGGCAUCGCGGGCUGCUUCGUCUUCGGGUACGCGGGCGAGUCUGCCGUGCACUGGUCGGUGCUGCUUCUCGGCUCGUUCCUCAUCAUCUUCGGCUUCCUGUGCCUCAUGGUCACCAUCAACGUCUUCAUCGUCGAGUCGUACCCGCAGUGGGCCGGGCCUGUCUUAGUUAACGUCAGCUCGCUCAAGAUCAUCAUCGCCUUCUUCUUCGCCAGCCUGGCUACCACCUGGGUUGCACAGAAGGGCCUCCUCGCGACUUUCGUCAUCUACGCCGAGACCAUGAUCGUUAUCUCCAUGUUCAUGCCUGUGAAUGUGUCACUUUGGGAUCCAUAG
Diaporthe citri is the source of this 1680-nucleotide messenger RNA. RefSeq lists its product as uncharacterized. The transcript has 7 exons. The record is from RefSeq and is a predicted model, not a curated record. Bases 1 to 1680 code for a protein of 559 amino acids. Gene Ontology annotation, molecular function: transmembrane transporter activity. Gene Ontology annotation, biological process: transmembrane transport. NCBI's taxonomy places the organism in Eukaryota, Fungi, Ascomycota, Sordariomycetes, Diaporthales, Diaporthaceae.